AUUUAACAAGCGUUUCAACCCAAGGUCAAGGUCAGGGCCCGGCAGGUUGUUAAAUUUUCCCUAUAAUGAUUUCACUAUUACUGUGUUUUUCGGCUUAUAGAUUAACUUUCAGAGUCUCACUUUUUUAUCCUUUCGUUGGUGCUUGGACUGAAAGUGCUGUCAACAAUGAGUGUAUAUGGCUUUUAUGUGAUAAGCGAGUCUGGUUCACUUCAGUUUUACUACGACCAUUCAGAUGUUUGUGUGGACGUUGAAAAGAAGUAUGAAUUUCCGCUCCCUUUCCAUUUUAAGAUUGUUGAUGGUAGACUCAUAGUGGAUUUCGGUGCUUCUGACGAUGUUAAAAUAGGAUAUACUGUUAUAUCUGUAGAUGGUAUACCUGCAAAAGGGGUCUUACUGGAAGACAACAGGGACAUACUAAAAAUUUUUUCAGAUAAAAACAACUUCCCACUGACUGUAAAACUUGGAAGACCUCGACUACGUCCAAACGAUCGUAUUCAUCUUGCCAGCAUGUUUCAUCCAUUACACUCAAUGGCUCGACUUCUUUCGCCUAUCCCAGAUACCAAGUGUAAUUUUGUUGGACCAGUUAUUAGUGACAAGAAAACUCCACGUGUUUGGAAUUCAGGCAUUCAAACUUUAGAGACAGAGUGCUGUCGUGUGCAUUGUUUAGAGACGCAUACAGGUGUGAAAUUCUUACUUGUCACUGAUGUCAAAUUGCCAAUGGCGUCGCGUGAAGCUCUUCGUAGGGUAUAUGAAGCGUAUACAGAUUUUGUGCUGAAGAAUCCAUUCUACGCUCCAAAUCAACCAUUCAAUUAUGAAUUUUUUACAAAUCAAAUUAAAACUAUAUGUGAUCAGGUUGAAAAGGGAAUGUAUGUAUUAAAUUAGAUUUUUUUUUGUAUUUAUACAAGGCUAAUUGUAUUGUCCUACACCCUAUCAAACCAUAUCAUGUUAAUAUUUGCUAUCCUGUUUUCUGUAACAUUCUUUCUUAUCAUGAACCAUAUUUGUGCUAUACACUUGAACAUACUG
Messenger RNA from Trichobilharzia szidati, 1020 nucleotides. NCBI's taxonomy places the organism in Eukaryota, Metazoa, Platyhelminthes, Trematoda, Strigeidida, Schistosomatidae. The record is from the annotation of a GenBank genome assembly.